Messenger RNA from Xiphophorus couchianus (Monterrey platyfish), 4230 nucleotides. Its product is annotated as leukocyte surface antigen CD53-like. The transcript has 8 exons. The record is from RefSeq and is a predicted model, not a curated record. Gene Ontology annotation, cellular component: plasma membrane. NCBI's taxonomy places the organism in Eukaryota, Metazoa, Chordata, Actinopteri, Cyprinodontiformes, Poeciliidae. The coding region runs from base 1285 to 1983 and encodes 232 amino acids.
ACGGGACGUAUUGGUCCGGGGGCAAACCGACCUGCAGCCUCCGGAUCCUGAUGAGCCUCCAUCGUCGGAGAGGAAGCAGCAGGAUGACUGCGGUACAUCAGCGGUAGAGUGCUGGGCUUUAACUGGCUUUUUGGAAUUGGCUGAAGACCUGCUGUCCUUACUGCUUAGGUCAGGGGGGCCAAAGUGAGGCCCCAGGACCAUUUGUGCCUCAACUCCACACCACAGAGUAAAUGUGGGCAGAUUGAUCCAAAAAUAUUGAAAAUUUCUAUACCAGGUCAGCAUCGGAUCCAUGCGUUAGUUUAAGAUUUCAUUUUGGUUUUGUAGUUUCUCAACCUUAACUAAAAUGAGAUGUCUUGAUCUGAUGUGAAAUAAAAUUUGUAUUACUUUAUUUAUUUAGGAAGAAUGUCCGCACAUUUGUUUUGAUUUUCUAUUGUGCUGAGCGUAAACGUAUUUUCUAGACACCAAACUUUGUUCAAUUUCUUGCUUAGGUUUUAACAAAAUAUUAACAUCAUGUCUAAAUGUCAGAAGUUUGAUAUAUCAAACCGGAAUUAUAAAAAGUAUUGGUAUCAGUAUGGAUAUUGGCGAAACUUGCACUGUUUAUAUUUGGUGUGUGAACCAAAGUACAAAACGGUUAAUAGUUGAAAUGACAGCAGAUAAUGCAAAAGGGAGAGGAGUGGGAGAAUGCAACAUACAAGACAACCUGUAGGAAUGUUUAUGAUGAAGGAAUGAGGGAACAUGAUGGAAAGUUCAAAAACUUUGAUUUUACUGUCCCUUUAAGUCCAGUGUUUAUCCGUUGUUAUGCAUGUACAUGUAUCUCCAAAUAUCCACGCUGUUCCUGAGAACCAUGUGUCUGAUGAAGCUGGAGGAGUCCAGAUCAGGAAAACUCUUGUUGCUCUAGAAUCAGAUUCUAGAGCAAUGAUCUGGUCUAGUUGCAGAUCAUUCAUUCUGUUUACUUCAGACUGAUCAGUGACCCCUGACCCCCAGCUUAACUCAGCAUCUCUGAACACAUCCAGCAGAAGCCUUCAUUCAGCCCUGCUGGAGGUUAGCAGUGUAACUAUGUGCUGCCCUCCCACCCUCCUUCCACCUCCUCUUUAUUGUUGCUUCUGUAAAUAUUAGUUGAUAAAACUCAGCCAUGCCCCCCCUCCCCUCCGCUCCUCCUGCUUUAACUCCUGCCGUUCCUGCCUGAUCUCAGUUAUCCUUUGGAAUGCUGGGAACGUCAAAUUAACUUCCCAGUCGCUUGGACAUUACUGGAUAUUUCCCUGUAAUUAAGCUAGAAGAAGAAGGAUGAAUAGCUCCUGCGUCGGCUGUCUGAAAAGUCUGGUGGUGUCUCUCCACUUCCUCUGCUGGCUGUGUGGAGCCUUGGUGGUGGCGUUCGGGGAAUUCCAGACGACGCACUCCAAGUUCGCCUCUCUGGUCACCACCUUCUGGCCCAUCUACCCGGCCAACGCGCUCGUGGUGACUGGUGCCAUCGUCACCUGCGUCUGUUACCUGGGAGUGCUGGGAGGCAUGAGGGAGAACCGCUGCAUGCUCGUCACUUUUUAUGUUCUACUGUUCGUCCUGAUGCUGGUGGAGCUGGCCAUGGCCUGUGUGUUCUUCGUCUACAACAGAGAGAUCGACACAUACUUUGAGAAGGACCUGACCCGCAGCUUGGAGGUCUACAUGGAGUCCGGCCCAGAGGGGAACAAAACCAUUAAGAAGGAUUUUGAUGCCGUCCAGUACCUGUUUAAGUGCUGUGGAGUUCACGGCCCAGAUGACUGGAAGGGGAAAGCGCCGCUGUCCUGCUGCACCAAGGAUCCCUGCAACAUUGCUGACCAGCCCAACUGGCAGGAGGGCUGCCUGGUGAAACUCAGGAACUGGUUUGCUACAAACUACCUCAGCACUGCGUCAGGAGUGGUCGCCAUGUUCAUGAUUCAGUUCGUGUGCCUGAGCGUCACCAUCCCUCUGUUCUGCCACUUCAGGCGAAGAGGACUGGGCUACAAGUGAGAAAACACUCCGUGGACCAACUUAGGACAUCGUUCACGCCAACAAGGUCAUCUGGAGUCUAUUAAAGUGCUGCCUGUCACCCAGAAAAAUAACACACGGGAGGGAUGGUAGUGUACAGUAGUUUUAAUUAUUGGUUUUGAGUUUCCAGUAUGGUCCAUAUUCCAAAUGUCAUCACUUUGCUGAUUUAAAAAGCUCCUCUGAAAUGUAGCACCUCUUAAUGCUGAAGCACAAAAUGAAUAUGCAUGAAUAUGCCGUCUCUCUGCAACAGAGACGUUGCUAAGGCGACUUUGAAUCUAGAAUUUUCUAAUCAGUUCUCACCAAGUAAAUGCUUAAUAUGCUUUAUAUAUUAAGCAUUUACUUGGUAUUAAGCUUUUCAGAGGCCAUAGGCAAAUCCUGAUUAGAGUCAACAUGAUUAAAUCCAAACUGAACAAAAUUACCUAUGGAGUUCCCCAAGGUUCCAUCCUGGGCCCGCUUCUUUUCAAUAUCUAUAUGCUUCCAUUAAUUCAAAUUGUACGAAAUAAUACGAUAGAAUACCACAAUUAUGGCGAUGACACACAGCUACACAUCAGUCUUUCACCAGGAGAUUACAGUCAGGUUCAAAUACUCACUAAAUGUAUUGAGCAGAUUAAUGUCUGGAUGGGCCAAAAUUUUCUCCAACUAAAUAAAAACAAAACUGAAAUAUUAGUGUUUGGACCAACAGAGCAUAGAUUAAAUAUAAUCACCCACAUUCAGUCUGUUGGUUUAAAAUGCUCUGAUGAAGCCAAGAAUCUGGGGGUGAUCAUGGAUGCUGAACUUUAAUAACCACAUCAAAUUUAUCAUAAAAACAUCAUAAUACCAUCUAAAAAAUAUUGCUAAAAUUACACGACUCGUGUCUCCACAAGAUUCUGAAAAAUUAGUUCAUGCCUUUGUUUUUAGUAGGCUCGAUUACUGCAAUGGCAUUUUUACUGGAUUAUCCAAAAAAAGCAAUAAGACAGCUCCAGCUUCUCCAGAAUGCUGCUGCAAGAGUCCUAACUAAAACAAAAAGAGAUCAGCACAUCAGUCCAGUUCUAAGAUCCCUGCACUGGCUGCCUAGAAUUUAAAAUCUCCUUAAUGGUUUACAGAGCACUUCAUAAUAGAAACCCAGACUACAUUUCGGAUCUUCUUCAACCCUGUAUACCACUCAGACCUUUAAGAUCAUCAGAAUCAAACCUACUAACUAUUCCGAGAAUCAGAACUAAACAGCUUUUAGUUUUUAUGCUCCAACACUCUGAAAUAAUCUUCCUGCUCUCUGUAAGGCUGCCCCCACCGUGAGUUUAUUUAAAACAAGGUUAAAAACCUUCUUAUUAGACAUUGCCUACUCUUAAAUUUUGUUUAAUUUUUUUUAUUCUAUUCAUUCCUUAUAUUCAAAAUUGUAAUGUUUAUUUUAUUUCUAAUCUGCUUGAUUUUUUUUUUUCUUCUGUUUUUAAUUUUCUUGUACAAGCACUUUGAAUUGUCUUUUUCUGAAAGGUGCUACAUAAAUAAAGUUGCCUUGCCUUGCCAAGCCAAAACACACACACACACACAGGUUUGUAUUAAUGGGGUCAAUGUUGAACGAACAAUUGGUUAUUUAAUUAUGGUGAAUUUCUUUGUAAAUAUAAAUUCCCUGUGACCCCUAAAGAAUUUGCUGUUGUUUUCGAUGCUAUUCCAGCAGGUUUGAAAUUUCUCACAUCAACCUCAGGUACAGCCCAUGUCCAAUAUCCCAGAUUUCCAGAGUUAUUUAUUGGUAAUUCAGAUCCUUUCCGUAGUAUUAAAACUGGAAAUAAACAUAUUAGAGAAAUAAUCCAGAAGAAUACUAUUAGCAAACCUGCUUCAAUCUUUUUUUGGAACAAUCUCUAUAGAUCUAUACAGAUAUUGAUUGGGAACAAACAUGGUUAUUGCCAAGAAAGUCUUUUGUCUCAAAUAAAGUACGAGAGGCGUCUCUUAAAAUUCUACACAGGUGUUACCCUGUAAAUUCAGCUCUGACUAAAUAUAUUCCAAAUAUUGAUCCUCUUUGUUCCUUUUGUCACAUCAAACAGGAAACAUUAACCCACCUUUUUUGGGAAUGCUCUUUCAGCAAAAUGUUUUGGUGUGACUUCAAUAUUUUCUUCAGUCAGAAAUGUGAUAUACUUAUUCCUUUGAAUGUCAAACAUGUUUUCCUUGGUAUUCCCAAUAACAGUAUGUCUGGGAAACAAUAUAUUCUGAACUUUCUUAUUCUGUUGGCUCAGUUCCACAUACAUGCCUGUAAAUUUG